AUGGCAAUUGACCAAGAUGUGAGAGAAUUGGUAAUCAUGGGAGAUUCGGAUCUGGUAUGUCCCUUGGUUCACAAUGAGUUAGCCGACGCACUCGCUACCUUGGCCUCGAUGUUGCCGUAUCCAAGCAAUGUCCAUAUUGACCCGUUGAAAAUUCAAAUCCGAGAAAGGCAUGGUUACUGCAAUAAGGUUGAGGUGGAACCAAAUGUACAACCAUGGUACCAUGAUAUCAAGAUGUUUUUGAAAACAAAGAAUAUCCCGAGCAAGCCAGUGGAUAUCAAAAGAGAACCACUAGAAGGCUCGUUGGUGGUUUCUUCUUGA
Molecule: messenger RNA, 318 nt
Organism: Nicotiana attenuata
Lineage: Eukaryota; Viridiplantae; Streptophyta; Magnoliopsida; Solanales; Solanaceae
Exons: 2
Coding region: 1-318 (105 amino acids)
Source: RefSeq, a predicted model, not a curated record